AGUGGGCUGGUGGAUGUGAGUUAGACGAUGGAGAGCUCAAACCUGUCAGGUAUCACCGUCACUGUCAAACAAGAACCAGUGGAACCUCACAACCAGCAGGAAAAUGAGAGAGGAUGUCCGGUAUUACUGCCAAUCAACCUGUGUCAUGUUCACCACCAGGUCAAUUAGACACCCAGACAGGAAGGACCAGUGUUGGAGAUGGUCAUGGCUUUGGUUCUUCAACAGAGGAACAGAACUCACAGGAUUCCUGUGCAGGUGUCCAGCUUCAUGCACCAGCUCUGAACUCUAGGAGGACUCCUCCAGAUUGGAUCCCUUGUGAGCCACCAUAUGGGGAACGGGAAGCACCAGGUGCAAGCACUACAAUGAUGCAAGAAUCACAGGUUGCUCUUCAGGACCUUGAUGGUCCUUCGACACAAGAGACUGAAGAGAACAUGGUUUCAAAUACCUGUGAAAAGACGCCUGACCAAAAGCCAUGGAUAAUUGAAAAUAAAGGAAAACAUAUUUUAAUGCCACAGCGGGAAAAGCAUUCUGGUGGAAUCAAGUCGAUUUCCCACAAAACCAGGGUUUCCAUUUUUCAUCCAGAAGAUCUUUUGAGCAGAGAUGGGAAAAAGGCAAGUGCUCUGGAAAGAAGAUAUUUCUAUGGAUCACAGGCUUCUGAUACUAAUCACCUGAUGAAAGAUGGUCUGGGUGCAAGACAGUUUCAAAGCCAACAUGUAUCUGAUGCAAAUCCAAGAUCUCCAGCCAAUGACAUGGUUCAAGUAAAUGGCAGGGAGAGUUUGGAUGUAAAACCCUCUACUAAGGGUGUGACUAUGAUUCGUGAAUCGGGAAUUGCUGUUCACUGUCAAGUAGAUCUUGUAUCCAAAGAGAACAAAGAGACAAAUGCGUUGGAAGGAACAUCUUGCCAACGGCCACAGAACCAUUGCGCAUCAGCAAUGGCGUCACUGAAUGAAGAAGAACAACUCUCGCAGUGCAAGAUAUGCCUCAAAUCUUCCAUACAUUUAAAAUCACACAUGAAGGUUCACACGUCAGAGCGACCAUUCAAAUGCAGUGUCUGCGACAAGGGCUUUAUCGAAAGACGCCACCUUAAAAGCCACAUGCGUAGCCAUACGGGUGAGAAGCCAUUCGCAUGCUCCGUCUGCCAGAAAGCGUUCAGCCAACCGACCCACCUGACUUAUCACCUCCGCACCCACACCGGGAUCAAGCCUUUUUCUUGCGAGACCUGCGGGAGGAGCUUCGGUCGUAAAAGAGACCUGACAGUUCACAUGCGAAUUCAUACAGGUGAACGUCCAUUCGCCUGCAAGCUGUGCGACAAAACCUGCAGUACACAAAGAAGCCUCACCCUCCACAUGCGUGGUCAUACCGGGGAGAGACCCUACAGCUGCACUGUAUGUCCCAAGACUUACACAUCGAAGAGUAACCUCAUCAAGCAUGUACGCAUGCAUACAGGCGAGAAGCCGUACCAAUGCUGGGUAUGUCACAAGGAGUUCCGCGCAGGCUCGGAUCUGACUUAUCACCUCCGCACCCACACCGGGAUCAGGCCCUUUUCUUGCGAGACCUGCGGGAAAAGCUUCAGUCGAAAAGGAGACAUGACAGUUCACAUGCGAAUUCAUACAGGUGAAAGUGCAUUCGCCUGCAAGCUGUGCGACAAAACCUGUAGUACACAAAGAAAUCUCACUGUCCAUAUGCGUGUCCAUACCGGGGAGAGGCCUUACAGCUGCACGUUAUGUCGCAAGACGUACAGAUGGAAGAGUGACCUCACCAAGCAUGUACACAUGCAUACAGGCGAGAAGCCAUACAAGUGUGGGGUAUGUCUGAAAGAAUACAGCUCAGACAGAUAUCUUCCUAAACAUGUCUGCGCUCCAAAGACUACCAGUAUGGCUACUGAUUAGCAAGGACACGAUCAUCAAUGUUGAGAGCCGAAAGAGUGUACAUAACUCUUUAAUUUAAAACAGAUUUCAUGCACUCUCUGUUCUCAACAGGCAAUAUCCCUGAUUAGGGGCGAAACAAAAAAUACAUCUACAAUUCUACAUGUACAUGUAUGUUUGUAGAAGCUCUUUCUUGGCGUGCUGUAUUGAAAUUAGUUUCUCUUUUGCAAAUUUGUUGUAUUCUUCUUUGUUUAUUUGUUUGUAACUUUGUUCUUUAUAUCAGAGCUCCUUUUUGGAAUUACCAGAGCUAUUUCGGAGCUUCCCAGAGUUGAAUUGGUCAUUGAUCGUAUAUAUAUUUGUUUCCUUUCCUGAGCAGUAUUAGUAUGUUGCCUAUUGUAGAGCCAGAAGGGCUUUAACUCAAAACACAAACAGUGUCAUGCCCUUCUGUUGCUCAAUAGGUGAUAUUUAUAUUUCCUAGGAACUCAUAUUAUCAGGUAAAGUGCAAUAUUGUGCUUUGAGUAAUAUUUAAAGAAGGACAUUCACAACAUUUGUAUUGCUUUUUUUCAGUACCGGUGUAUAGUUUUUCUUCUGAACAUGCACACUGUACAUGUGCCGGUUUAUCAAACAGAAAUUAUUGAAUUCAAGAAACUCGUAGGAGUAAUUUUGUUUUUGAAGUAGAUUAUGGUACAGUACAUUGUAAUUCUUAAUUCAUGUGUAAUUUUGUUUU
Strongylocentrotus purpuratus (purple sea urchin) is the source of this 2592-nucleotide messenger RNA. RefSeq names its product zinc finger protein 2. The transcript is spliced from 3 exons. The coding region runs from base 114 to 1889 and encodes 591 amino acids. Lineage: Eukaryota; Metazoa; Echinodermata; Echinoidea; Camarodonta; Strongylocentrotidae. The record is from RefSeq and is a predicted model, not a curated record.